This is a messenger RNA of Drosophila persimilis, 693 nucleotides long. It is a transcript of the gene Obp19d, whose product is annotated as general odorant-binding protein 19d. The transcript is spliced from 4 exons. Bases 35 to 484 code for a protein of 149 amino acids. NCBI's taxonomy places the organism in Eukaryota, Metazoa, Arthropoda, Insecta, Diptera, Drosophilidae. The record is from RefSeq and is a predicted model, not a curated record. Gene Ontology annotation, molecular function: odorant binding. Gene Ontology annotation, biological process: sensory perception of smell.
GAGUUCGGUCCCCGUUAAGCUCAUUCGAUACGAUAUGUCACGUCUGGUUUGCUUGGGUCUGAUGCUGGCGGUGUGCUUGGUGGCGGUGUCCGAGUCGAAGCCCCAGGAUGCAAGUAACGAGGAGCAUGUCGCUGAGGCAGCCAACGAAUGCAAGGCAGAGACGGGCGCCACGGAUGAGGAUGUGGAGCUGAUGAUGAAGCACGAGCCGUCGGUGAAUCAGGAGGGAAAGUGCCUGCGCGCCUGCAUGAUGAAGAAGUUUAAGAUCAUAGAGGAGGACGGCAACCCGAGCACCGAGCACACUGUGGAAAUGAUGAAGCUCAUGAGCGAGAACGCUGAGGAAAAAGAGGAUGCCAUUACCGAAAUUGCGGAUACUUGUGCGGCUAUCGAUUUGCCCGAGGAUCACUGCGAUUCCGCCGAUGCCUAUCUGAAGUGCAUCUUUGAGCACAUGGAAAAGCACGGCAUCACCCUGCGGGUGGAGCACUAAAGGUGAGACGACGACCCCCCCGCCCCCUGGCCAAUCAGAAGGACCUGUUAAUGAACCACUAGCGCCCACUCUGGAAUAUAUAAAUGUCUAUCUAGCUAUAUCAAGACAUUUCUUUGUUUUUUUUUUUUUCGCUUACACGCUAUGAAUAGUCCCUAGAUAACUGAUAAAUUGAGCAAAUUAUAAAAGGUAAUUAAAUUGGUUUAUAUGUA